Amoebophrya sp. A120 is the source of this 497-nucleotide messenger RNA. The record is from the annotation of a GenBank genome assembly. Lineage: Eukaryota; Dinophyceae; Syndiniales; Amoebophryaceae.
AACAUCAAGAAAAACGCCGCGCAGCGACAGGAGGGCGCGCAAGAGAGGGGCACCACGGGGCUUAGGCCUCCCCCGCUCAGGGAUUUGCUUUGCUUCGAAGGUCGCCACGCUUCUAGCAGACAGCCGAGAUGGCUCGGCCGCCUGUGCGCUGGCCGGCCGGGGCUUCUCGGAUUUUUCUCCGUUUCCGUUUCCGCACUUGUUUCACGGCUUCGAGUUCCGUUCUCAGUCUCGCCUCUUUUUUUUGAAAAAACACGAGAACAGGCGGGGAAGGAUCCAAGAGUCGCGAAAAAGUUCCGUUCUCAGUUUAGACAGUUCCAAACAAAGCCAUAUCCUUUAUAAUAUAAAAGAAAGCGUAACUCGACACACAGAAAAAGGCGCGCCGAAGUAGACAACAUCACUGGUAUAAUAAGUAGUCACAAUACAGUGACACGCGAUCGGCGGCAAAUUUUGCUUGUGCGUUGAGGUUGACUUCGCUUACAUGAAAGCUUCUCCUUUCC